Pocillopora damicornis (cauliflower coral) is the source of this 4884-nucleotide messenger RNA. RefSeq names its product Fanconi anemia group I protein. NCBI's taxonomy places the organism in Eukaryota, Metazoa, Cnidaria, Anthozoa, Scleractinia, Pocilloporidae. Gene Ontology annotation, molecular function: DNA polymerase binding. Gene Ontology annotation, biological process: DNA repair. The record is from RefSeq and is a predicted model, not a curated record.
GCUUCGAAGUGAAGAAAAGUGAUUAUAGUACAUUGGCUAUAUUUAUGUUUUAAAACAGCUCUGCCGUGAGUCUCUGGAUAAUGGAUGAAAAAAUUAUUUGUCUUUGCGAGGGAAAUAAUUUAACUCCCUUGGUUCAGGCGCUAUCGACGCUGAAACAUCAAAAGGUUGUAGACUUAUUAGAAGCCAGAGUGUUGGAGGGAAGGGGUGAACCAGUUCCUUAUCUUCAAGCUGUAUUCAAAGGUUCACCAUGUGACACUAAAAUUGGUUUGGAAAGACGUACAUUUGUGUUCAAGCAUGCCAUUCAAAUACUCAGUGAAGGUGACCUUAGUAACAAGAUGGCCACUGAAAUUGUUGGAUUUUUACUAAUGGAGCUGGAUGCCUUUCCUGGAAAAAUUCUUGCUGAACUUGCUGAUUUAUUUAUAAAUGCUAUUAAGACUGGUUCCUUCAGUAAUGGAAAAACUUUGGAGCUAUUUCCAAAGGUGCUGUCUGCCGUUGCAGCUAAGGAUGUCAUUCCAAUGCCAGGAGAUUGUGGAGGUGAAAUGGCAGGUCAGGAAUAUAAAAGACAUCUUCUGAACACAUUGUGUUCUAGCAGAUGGGACCCACAAUGUGCUAUUCAUCUGGCUGCUGUUUUCAGGGAUGUGCCAAUGACAUCAGAUGAACUACAUUUUGUAAUGGAGAAGAUAGUGAGAGCCAUGAAAGACCUUGACCUUCAAGAAUUACCUCCAUUGGUGUAUCAGUUACUGCUACUUUCUACAAAGGGUCACAAAAAACUUCUUUUGGAGGGAGUAACAUCAUUUUUUAACAACUUAGAUGAAACAUGUCGCAAGGAGGACAAAGAGGAUAGCUCAGAGGUUCAGACAUUGUCUAAGGAUCAGCUGAGGCAUAUGGAAGGAACUGUGAUCCUUCAUAUUACAUUUGCUGUGAAACAGGAUCAAGACCUGGGAAAGGAGUUUAUCAAAUAUUUAAAGGUUCAUCAAAGCUCCUCAGGGAUGAUUUUGACACCUUUUAAUGUUGCAUUAGCUCUUUCCAUUGCACAGAUCCAUAGAUUUGAAGAAACAAUAUUUGACUUCCUGAAGGCUGCAGUGCUUAGAAGUUUCAAAGAUGAAGACAGAAGAAAGCAAUCCAAAUGGGCUAGAGAAAAUAUCCCAGCAUGUUCUUCAGUUCAGGAUCAAAUUCUAGAGACAGUUCAGAACAGUUUGUUUGGAUGGGAUCAUGUCACUCAGGGAUUGGUGCAGUUGGGAUUCAUGCUAAUGGAUGCAUUUGGUCCGAAGACAUUUGACUCUACAUCAUCACCAAUCCUCUCUCCAACCCAACACUCCUGCAAGCUUGGAUCUUCAGUUCUACUUGAUACUUUUAAGGCCCAUGAGAUGGUUCGUUCUGAAAUACUUCAGCAGAUCCUUAACAGAGUGAUUACCAGGGCAACGACACCUGUUCAUCAUUACAUUGAACUGUUGGCCAGCACAGUGUCUUCAGCACCACAUGUGCUACUAGAAUUACUACCAAGGGUCAAGGAGGCUUUAGACUAUUUGUCAUUCUUACCUCCAAAGUCAGCAGAGGGUUUUUUGAAAGCUAUCCAGCCCCUUUUGAAGAUCAGUUUGACUUUGAGGGACUCUCUCAUGGUUGUGCUACGAAAAGCAAUGUUCUCAAGACAGGUGGAUGCACGUAAGAUCGCCGUUGCAGGAUUUCUCUUGAUCCUUAAAAAUUUUAGGAUUUUAGGUGGAGGUAUCACAUCAAGUCAGCCUGCAAGUCAGCCAAGUCAGCCAUCACAUUCUAGUCAAAUUCAAGUAGAUGUUCAUGUUCGAGGUGGUAACAUGGGAAAUGAAGCACUUUGUUUGGAGAUAUUAGGGAACCUACGAAGAUGUCUCACUCAGCAAGCUGAUGUAAGAGUGCAGCUUUAUGAGGGGCUCUUCCAUGUAUUGUGUAGGAACCCUCAGUUACAACAACCAAUUCUAGAUAUGUUAAGCAACCAGUUCCAAAAAUAUUUGGAGUCAGAUGAAACAGUUAAUCCUCCAGUCAAAUUAGAGCCCUGUUUAUCUGCUGCAGGGGAUCAGAUUUACCUUACAGAGCCACUGGCUCACCUACUGUGUUACUUACUGCACUCAAUGGGAAAAUGUAUUGAAAGUCACAAUGAGGAUGAAAAUGAUGAGAAGGAAUCAAUGGAACACACCCUAAAUGAACUAGAGGAUUUAUUCCAGUCUCUUGUUCGCAGGAUGAACAAAUCAGAGAUGGAAGACUUUGAACUGGAUAAGUCUGCAGACUUUUCUCUUGUCUCAAGUGUUGGUAUAAAGAACAACAUUCUCACUCUUCUAGUUCUUGGAGUUUAUGAGAUUUUGCUAGAGUACAGUUUCUCAGAAGGAGAGCUAAGUGGGGAAUCAGUGGAUGAGAUUCUUCAAUUAUUUGGAAAUUACCACCAGCUUUCAGAGAUACUAAAGGAAAAAUCAAACUCUGCUGGAAAGAAAGGCCGUUCUGCAGCUGUUAAACAGGGAGUUAAAAGUAUGCUUUCACUGGAAUGUUCUGCAUCUUUGUUGAGAGCAUUUUUCAGUGACAGAGCUCCAAGUCAUCAACAAAGUCUAGCUACACUAAGAGGCUUGAAAGAACUGGUGAAGUAUGCUGUUAAUACAGCUAUUCAAAAACUCAAAGAGAUCAGUGAUGGUGGAUUUUGCUCAGGACCUGGUGGCUCUAACAAGGACACCAUUUACAAACACUGCUGUACCAUUGGAAGAGUUUUCUGGAAGCACCUUAAUGGGGACAGCUGCUUGCAGGAAGAGCCAGAUAAGAAGGAGAAGGGUAAAAAAAUCAAUAGUUUGUGUAUAGAGGGCUUCUGCUCAGUGGUUAAUAUCAUGUGCUGCAGGUUUUCCCAAAAGUUGCCUCACUUCAUGAAUGCAAUAGAUUCAACUCAGGAUGGCAGUGGUGGUGCAUUAGAUGAUACAACAGAUCAAGAAGCAAUUUAUGUACAGAUAAAGAAAUUUCAGCGUUUGAUUGUCAGCAUCAUUUCCUCUCCUGAUGAGGACAAAGAAAUCAGUCUGAAGGACAGUCAGUCACUAGUGAAUGUGAUUGCAAUGUUAGCACAUCAUUUGGAGCCAGAUGGACCACAGUUUCAUCAGUUGCAUGCCUGGGUUCAAAUGAUUUGUGCGGAUAAUAAUGUUGAUGAUCCCUCUCUCACUAAGUCUUUGGUGUCCCUGUUACACUCCAUAACAUUCCAAUCGAAAGCAAGUGCAGGACUGGUGCGUGAUGUUGCCCAAGAUGUCCAUAGCCAGCUUGGAGAUGUAGAUGAAGAAAUUGAAGUUGAAAACAGAACUCACUAUGCGAUUAUUAACCCAAGAACUGCUGCACCUACCGUUGCUCUCCUUUUGGUAAAUCAAAUAGAAAAAAUUGUAGACGAAAUGGACUGGGCACUUGUGAAGGUCAAAGGUGACAUGACAGCAUCAGCAGCAGGACUGACGGAAGAAAAGGUGCCAGAUUCUCCCGACAGUUGCCCUCGUGGUAUGUUGGAGCAGGCAUUGUGCCAACGUCUUUGUACUGUUGUGUCUGCUCUCCACGAACUGUCACAGUCUGCUCUUCCAGAAGGUCCAUGUACUGAAGCAACACUGAAGGUGCUGACCAAAAUGUAUGUCACUCUUGGUUCUCUUACGAAACAUUAUUUGUCGCUUUAUAAUCAAAGACUCGGUUACUUGCCUGCAAAGUUUGAAAAGUUGGCAAAAGUUAUGAAAGAGAUGAAGUCUGUGCCGAACUUAAUAUAUGCAAUGGAACAAUAUGAGCGUUACCUAAUACAGCUCUCAAAAAAGUCUAAGAUCAAUCUGAUGGAACACUUUAAACGCAGUUUGGCACGAGACUUUAGAAUAAAUGGUGCAACAUUAGAUGCUGCUCUGAAAGAAGAUUCAAGCAGUGAAGGUGAAGAUGACGAGGGCGAGGAAGAGGAUCAAGAAGAGGAUAAAUCUGAAGAAGAAAAUAAAGAACCUCAAGCGAAAAAGAAGAAAGUGAUGGAAACAAAUAAGAGAACAGGCAAACUAAGUUUAAAGCAGAAAUCAUCAAACAAGCCAUUGUCUCAAGAGAACAAACAUAAUUAAAUACCACUCUUACAUGCAACUGGAUAAGUGACAAAUAGGUGAUCUUACGCUGCCUAAAUCUAAAUAAGUGUUUGGACACAAUUAUACUGUAUUUUCUGCAAUUAUUUUGGUAGAAAAUUGUUUCUCUUUCCAACGCAGCAUCCGUCCCUUUUGAAACAGCUUGGGCGCUAUCAAUAAUCGUUAUUAUUUCUUAUGAAACAACAUUUGGAAAUGUACAACCCAAUGAAUAACUUACACAUGGGCCAUUCCUCUUUGGGGGUUUGCUUAUUUAUUGCUGGAGAACUUACGUAGUUUGAAAAGAUUCACUGUUGACUCGAGUAAACCAAGUCGGCCACCUGUGUAGUCUGUUGCAGCCAAAAUUUCCGAGACUGAAUUGACAGAGUCCCUUGUCCCAUCUGAUAGGUCUACCCAUCUGAUGAACUAAGGCCACAGCCGUAACUGCAAGCUGCUGUGGAAGCCUGUACAUUUUUAUUUUAAUUUUCAUAUAUAUCAAGGGGUUUAAUCCCCAUAUGAGGAAAAAAGGGUUGUACCAUUCAAACCCUUAGUCCACAGUUUAUUUUGUUCCUUGCAACAAUUACUGAAGAGACGUUACAAAUAAUAAGUCAAACUGUUAACUACCUUUUUGAAAAGAUUGAAAGAAAAUGAAAAUCACAAUAGGCGUUGCAUAUUUUAUAUUUGCGUGUUUGACAUCUACAUCCAUGUCCAUUGUGUUUUGUUUCUAAUUUGUCCCAAAGAAGCUAGGAGGGAUAGUUGAAACAGGACUUUUAAUCCACUUUACUCAAGAUAAAAAAUAAAAAUAAAAAAACAUUGAACUUGA